Messenger RNA from Gadus chalcogrammus (walleye pollock), 5070 nucleotides. RefSeq names its product hemogen (gene hemgn). The transcript has 5 exons. The coding region runs from base 3436 to 4371 and encodes 311 amino acids. The record is from RefSeq and is a predicted model, not a curated record. NCBI's taxonomy places the organism in Eukaryota, Metazoa, Chordata, Actinopteri, Gadiformes, Gadidae.
GUGUGUUCGAGAAAAUGUUCGAAAGUUUUUGCCAAACAUCAAAAAUCUCAAGUGAGGAAGCGAGAGUAAAAGGCUAAAGCAACGUGAAAUCUACAAAACUGUGUUUAAAUGCACUGUUUGACCAAGCUAAAUAGGUCGGGCAUUGGUUAUAGUCACGAAGAAGAAUAGCUCAACAUUAUCUUGGCCUGGUGAUGCAGGCGCUAAUGACAAAUGCAAUGAUUUUUGUUAGCAAGCCCGCUACAGGCUAGCCAUUGCCCUUUUAAACGCUGUCGUGCAGUGGAGGAGCUGCAGGAGAGGCUCGUCUGCCCGCCAUUAACCACCCAACAACAGCGGAAAGGUGGAGAACAUUCGUAAUAUAUCUUCCCAAAAGUCAGAAACUCGACGUAAUGAGGAAAGUGGAGUGCUUUGUCGUCGAGCAAACGACCGAUACGGCUAUUUGUUGGGCUGUAUCGUCGAAUGAAUGCGAAUGGCGAAGGAAAUAUUCAGGACGGAAAUUUAGUAAAAACAAAGAUGGAGAGAGUUCCUUUCUCCAGAGCUUCAAAGACGACAGAAUGACAACAUGGCGAUUCCUGAGACACAGUAUGCAGUUCUCUGAACACUUCCAAUAGGGGCAGACUGUUUUUACAAUGUUUAUUCGAUGGUUUAUACAUCGAUUUAAACCAUUUCGAUGUCGAGUGGUGUUAUUUUCUGCAUGAUAACCGAGAAACGACGACUGUCCACGCUUUGCUGUCCGGGCGUCGAGCGCGACGCACGGGGGCUCGUGUCACUCGAGCCGGCUGGCUCCAGUCACGGGCGAACACGAACCGUCGUUCACCAAUAAAAGCGUACAGGUGUUAUAACGUUACGAACAUACGUAAACGGACGACUCGUAUUCAUAAAGUGGCGUUAUGUUUACAAUGCAGUCGAUUAUUCAUAUUUAUAUUAUUGUUGCAAAGAGGGCAAUAUGGCGGGAACCAAUACGAGCUGACCGCUGUGGGUACCAUUUGUACGGAAUAAUCUGGUGGGGUUGAUACUUUACUCACACGGCAGAGUUUACGAAUUUGGUGUUUGCCAUUGUUAUUGAAAGCAUCGCAGGCGUGCAGGGUACUCGGCGAAACGGGGGGCUACAUAUUUGGCGGAAUUUGCCUACUGUACACUCCCUUUACUUGUUAAUUGAAGCGUCUAAAUAUGAAAACAACACUGACUAUACGAGACGAAGCGGUCGAAUGCAUGCCGAAUAUCGACCAGCUUAAGUGGGUUAUUGCAGCUUGGUAUAUGUUGAAUAUGUGGUUGGUUGACUCGAAGCAAGUGACAUUUUUUGUUUGUUGGCGUAGCUGAAUGUAGGUCUUAAACCCCUACGAAUGAAGAGAUAUUACACUUCCUUCGACACGUUACUUGGUCUUUCUGCAAUAACCUUAAAAUGAUACGCGUAUGCGAGACUUUAAAGUACAUUUUGAUAAAAGGCAUCCCUUUCCAUUAUUCUAUCACCAUGGCGCCCAUGGUCUAUAUAAAAAUGAACCGUAUAGGCAAACGCCAUAGGGACGGAAACGCACUGAAAUGCCGAUGUAUAUACAAGUUUAUAAAUGGGACCAAAACGUUUAAAUGGGACCGAGCUGUGUGUGCACCAUCGAGCAGGGAGGCUGCGAAACGGUUAAAACACUGCAAUAAUGCCAGCAAGCUGGAGAAUCGGCUUUUGAAAGUAACGAUUGAAUAUAGCCUUUCUUGUCUUGCUGCCCCUUCACGCCCAAUCUAGAACAGUACAAUGUAUUAACCUUGUUAACAGGAUUUUCUACCCUAUUUAUACUAGAGAAACACAAUCUAAAGCCCAUGUGGUCACCAUUACGUUAGCUACACAGGUCACUCAGAAAGCAAAAAAGUAGCAAGUUAGCUAGCAAGGCUAGCCUAAAAACUAAGGUUUGGUUUUAAAAAGCACGACUUACAUCAGACGGUGUCCUGUUUCUUAGUUCCAAGUGGAUCCUCUUUUUCAUAUUCAUCUUGCCCUAUGAAAGUUAAACUUUUCUCUCUGGGGUUUUGGUGUAAAUUUCAGUCCAAAGGCAGAGAGAUGCCCUAAUGGAGGGAGAAUAUGGGACUGUAUAAUGAACUGAACCAAACGCUAAGUUAGUCGGCGAGAGGAGAAACCAUGGAGGGAAACGGGACUGAAACAAAAUAUAUGCUCAACAGCGCCACCGCUGUCCAGAAACGCCCAUCGCCUGUUAAAUAAGGCAAUGCAGUCACAAAACAUGACGCUGCCCCGAAGCAAAGCGGUACUAUGGUGCAAUUCAUUUGUAGAACGUAAGUGCUAUAAUGACAAACAAAUUCACAGGCACCUAAUUAUUUGCAGGUUGAUUGUGUAUAUUCACAGGGUGUUGAUAAACAUUCGUUUAUUUCAACAAAUAAAUAAAAUGCAUUUACCGUAUUAAGUAGGUCAUAUUGUUUGCAUAGGUAAUCUGUCUAUUAUUGUAUUUUUUUGAUGAAUGCUGUUGAAUAUUCGAUUGCCGGUGAUAUUAACUAUCAUCUAUCACAUCAAACCUUUUUAAAGCAUAUGUUUUAUAUUGGUAUUCUACCUGUUGCCUUUCUAUAAGGCAGUAGUAAAUUAUAUAUGUAUUACACACUUGUAUUUUCUGUAAUAAUUGUGUAGCAAAUUUGGGGAAAUUAUGAAUAAAUAAUGCAAAAAAUAUUCGAUGAUAAUCUUUCGUUUUUGUCUCUCCAUUUUCCUAUGUUUAACUUGGGCUGAUAAACAAAGUAAUGGAGGAUGGGUUUUGGGUUUGCAGUGAAGAGAGCGUUUUAUAUGCUCGGGGUGGGUUGCCCCCCUCCCCAUAGCUUCCUGCUUAGGCCCAAGAUCCCUCAAGCAGAAGCAUGCUUGUGUGCCUCCACAUCCCCUUCGCCAAAUUGCUCCAAACUUAAGUUAACGCAAUUCCUAUAACAGUGUAAAUUAUGUCAAAUUCUGGAAAUACUUGUUCCUGUGACAUUAUCAGUAAAUUGCUUGUUUUUGGUGAGAGAGUUUAUGUGCCAUGGCAUGAUGCAAUGCAUCAUUAUUGUAAAGCAAUGUAGAACAAUAUUGUUGGUUUGUUGAACGUUAAUGCCUGUGUGAAAGGGCCUCUUGGACUUUAAUUAUGGAAAAACGAAUUAAAUUUUAUAUUUUUUUCCAUGCCAGUCAAUUGUAAUGGAUCCAUUAAACCAGCAGAGGGCAAUGGAGUCACAUCUUCUCGCUUUUUUGUAGGCCUACGCUAAACACAACUAGAUCAGUGGAUUUUGGCAGAACUGUCAACUCGGUCGUCUUUGAUAAUAAUCAGACAUAUUGAAAGAUGCCAGUAUUUGGGGAUGCUCAGUGCUUGUGGGUCUUUGAGAAUUGUCAACAGAGGACUAAAAGAUUGCCAGUCAUCGCUUAACCACCCUGAGCCGGACCUCAUUGGAAGCGGCUGUUUUCCUCAUCUUUCUCACAAGGACUAUUCUUAAAUGGAUGAGACUUUGAAUAUGGACAACGAGGUGUUGGAUUGCCAAGAACCUGAAACCAACCGAGUUGGGAUCCUUCGCCGUCUGCGGGACCGAGACCUGCUCAGGAAGAGGAAAGCCGAGGCGGAGGAAAAGGAGACUAAGCAGUGGGUUUAUGGGGUCGAGAGCAAGAGGAGAAGAGCAAGGGGAGAGCAGAGGAGUGGCACUGGGAGAAGGGGGAGACCAAGGAAGAUUGAGAACCUAUUUGAGAUUCUCCCGAUCCAGGAAAAGGAGAAGGGUGAGGAGCAAGUGCAGCAGGCUCCCCAACCUCCUGCUGAAGAAUCUUUACCUGAGGCAGUGGAGGCUGGCCCAGCCCACACCUUCUACUCCCGAUCGAUUGCUCCAGCGUACAUCCCCACUUCCCCAGCUCCGCCACUCAAUGUUACCUCAGUCGAGACCCCUGUCAUUGCCUCUUUUUUUACCAAUCUAUUCCAAACGGCUCCUACCCUGACCCUGAACCCUACCCUGGCCCAGGCACCUACCCAAACCCCUACCCCAGCCCCCAACUCUGUCUCAGAGCCCACUGAUCCAGCCCCAUCUACCCAAAGUCCUCCCUUGCCCCCUUCCUCUGGUCAAAGCCAAAGUGAGACCACAGUGGAGGCUCCUGUGUCAGCUGGGCCCAUGCUGGCCCUAGCUCCAGCUCCGGCCCCAGCAUCCCCUGCUCUUGUCUACACCACCGAGUCCGCAACCAUCGAGGCUGAAGGCCAGGUCACCAUCGAAGACUUGGGGCCCGAUGAGAUGGAGGAUGUCUGCUUGACACAGAAGGAAGAGGCGGUGAACCGUUUGGAAACUGAUUCGGUUGAGGGGCCAUCUCCACCCGUUGUGGCUCAGAGCACCAUGUUCUCCUCUCCUCUGUUGACCUCCCUGUCUACCACUCAAGGAUAUUUCACAGAUAAAUAAUUAAAAAUGAGAUUUCUGAUGAUGUCUGAAGAGAAUUCUCAAGGGCUUUCUACAAAAUUGGCUGUAGACUAUUCUUAAAUGGCAAUGCUUUGAAAAUGCUUGUAUUAAUCAUUUUUUUAUUCUGAGGCCUUAUAUUGUACUGCAUUUAAAUUUGAUUUAGGUUUUUUUUGCUUUAGGAAUUAACUGAUAAUACUGCCGUUUUAAAUUAUUUUAAAAACAAAGACAAACUAGUUAUUUUCAGUCAAAUUUAUUUUUAUAGUUUGGUUUGUAAAUUUGUUCAUGUAAAACUAGUUACUGCGAAUAAUAAUAAAAUAGGGUUUUGAAAUGUUACGUUUUGUAAAAGUACACUUUUUGUGGUUUCUAAUAAACAGGGGUCCAUUCAAAAUGAUCCUCUUUAAUGUUGGCUUUGAUAUACUUCCUUUGCAUCAGGAGUCGGGAAACAUGAUACAGUGUUAACAUAUUUCCUUUUCAAACAAUAAAACUGAGACAUGCAUAAACAUAUUCACUGUUAUUUUUUUGACUAGCAAUGUCUUGUAGUUGUUGUGUAUUCAUAUGCCUACACUGCAUAAUAUUACGGUUCAUUUAAAUAAAAAUAAAAACAUGGAUCAACAAGAUCAGAAAUCGAAUUUCUGACAGGAAUUACAUAUCAAACAAAGGCAUUCAGUGAGUAUGCACAGUGUACACACCGUCAACAAAUUG